UAAACCGCAAAUUUAGCCGCCGAACGGACCGGGUUUCGUUAAAGCUGAGACUCAAAGCGGUGCUGAGCAACCCCCGCCACCAGAGAAUGCUUCGGUCUUGCAUUUAUCUUCCCAUUGAUAAGCUCAUCAAUAUAAACCUAACAUUGAUAAGCUCAUCAAUAUAAACCCUAACCCUAAACAGUAAGACUGCAAACUCUCUCCAGUUACCCGCGGGAAUAGUGUUUCACGGGCAGGUCAGAAGUAGCUUUGACAUCGCCGCUAACCUGUAGCGCACGGAAUCGUGAAGGCCUGCAGUCUUCAUGUCAGGGAAACCAAAUCUACAGUUGUAGCCCUGCUGGGGCGGUCCUACUCGGGGUUUCCUUAAUAAAGACGUUAAGAGUAGGCUACUGCGCUUAACUCGGCAAUUCGCGCUUAGCGUCAACCCUUCUCCCCGGUAGUUGCGGUUGGCUGAUCAUCGAACCGCCCAGAUGCAAAAUGAUGUUUUAGAAACUGUUCUGUUUUGGUGAGGCGCGGAACUGGGAAACAUCUGUAAGAAAGAGACGAGAUCUUCGGCGGAAUGUUUUUUGAGCGUGAAUGAAGAGAACGUUACCACACCAUCUUAAAUGCCCAAAGUUAAUUCUUUUCUUUUUUUCUGAAUUAUGUACCUUUGUCUCAAAGCCCGUUUUCCGGUGUAGGCGCUGCAUUAUCUGCUUGUAGUAGAGACCGGGAAAUGUUAUGGACUUGGUAAAUCUGUGCGCGCGGGCACCGCUUAGACCCCCCUCCGUCCCACCUCUUCCCUCUCUCUCUCUCUCUCUCUCUCUCUCUGAAUCUUUGAGCGAGCCCCACCCGAUAGUGCCCUGCCUGGCGCGCGUCCUUCACCAGGCCUAAUCACGUUAGAACAGCACAGUUUGAUUUUGAGAGUGCGCCUGAGACAGUCGUCGAGCGCAUGGCUUGAACUGGCGUGUCCUGGCGUGAACUGGCGUAGAGUGGUCCGCGGUAGCUCCUCGUGGUGUGGGAUGCGUCGCCGACCGAGGACAGAUAAUAAUGGGAGGAUGAACAAUUGUCAGCGGGUAUAGAUUAAGGAGAAGAACACAGAAGGCUUGUAUCAUUUCUUUGCUGUUCCUAUUUUCGAGGAUUGUGAUUUCAAACAUCCGUCACAGUUUACUGAUCAAUCAUGACAUGGCAAGAAAGGACAGCGAACAUGUUGACAGUUUUGAAAACGCUCGUUUCCGACAAGAGGCACGCAGUGACAUUUUGAAGUUAUUUUACAAGAACGGUAAACGUGAAGCAGAUUGUUUUUUUUUUGCUGAAUGUUAAAAUGACUUCUUAAAAAAUAUGAUAUGUGGACUUUAUUGCGUUGUGUCGAUAUAUUUAUUACUGAUGGGUAGUCCAAACAUAGGAAUUGUCGAGACAAUUAUGGGUCUGUAGGCAAGGACUGAACAAGGCGCGUUUGUGUUGUCUGUGCUCCGUGCCCACGGGGAAACGGAGAACGGACUCCUUUUUCCGUUUGUUUCGGUUGAAACAUGGCAGCGGCUAUCGCCAGCGGUUUGAUCCGACAGAAGAGACAGGCACGGGAGCAACACAUCCACCGGCCGCAGACUCACAGACGAAGAAAAAGCCCCAGCAAGAAUAAAGGUCUUUGUAACGGGAAUCUGGUCGACAUCUUCUCCAAAGUGAGAAUCUUCGGUUUGAAGAAGAGGAGGCUACGGAGACAAGGUGUGGACAGAGAUCUGCAGCUGAAGGGGAUUGUGACCAGGCUGUACUGCAGGCAGGGAUUCUACCUGCAGAUGAACACAGACGGACACAUGGAUGGGACCAAAGACGACGCCACAAACUCUUCUCUCUUCAACCUCAUCCCGGUGGGGCUUCGUGUGGUGGCUAUCCAGUCAGUGCAGACAGCGCUGUACAUCGCCAUGAACGCAGAGGGACACCUCUACUCAUCUGAGCUGUUUACCCCAGAGUGUAAGUUUAAGGAGUCUGUGUUUGAAAACUACUAUGUGAUCUACUCGUCCAUGCUGUACAGACAGCAGGAGUCUGGCCGGGCCUGGUUCCUGGGGCUCAACAAGGAGGGCCAGCCCAUGAAGGGCAACCGCGUGAAGAAGACCAAACCAGCCGCACACUUCCUGCCCAAACCUAUAGAAGUGGCGAUGUACCGGGAACCUUCACUGCAUGACGUGGCUAAGGCCACGCCCAGACCUGCCGGGGCCCCACCCAGUAAAAGCUCCACCAGCGAACCAGUGGUCAUGAACGGGGGCAAGCCAAUCAACAAGCCUGACAAGGAGACAUAACCCCUCCUCCUCCUCUCCCCCCGGCAUGACAAGACCUGAGACUCCACCCACUGCACCCAAACUCUCCUUCUGAUUGGUCGACAAUGGGCCAAGUCGAGGAGGUGGUGGGGAGAAGGAGAGGAAGGAAGGGGAGUAGGAG
Osmerus eperlanus (European smelt) is the source of this 2406-nucleotide messenger RNA. RefSeq names its product fibroblast growth factor 14-like. Gene Ontology annotation, cellular component: cytoplasm; nucleus. The coding region runs from base 1503 to 2267 and encodes 254 amino acids. Gene Ontology annotation, molecular function: growth factor activity; sodium channel regulator activity. Gene Ontology annotation, biological process: regulation of voltage-gated sodium channel activity. The record is from RefSeq and is a predicted model, not a curated record. Lineage: Eukaryota; Metazoa; Chordata; Actinopteri; Osmeriformes; Osmeridae. The transcript has 5 exons.